UCAACUAUGCCUGGUCUGUUUGUGCUUAGGAAGUCCGACUGCGGCUGGAGGCGGAGCUAAAGAACCUUCGCAAGGAAACCAUGGAGCUCCGCAAGGAGACCGCAGGGCUCCAGGAUAGCGAGGAAUCGGCGAAGACACGCGCGGAGGGCCUGGUGGCGGAGUUGCAAAAACUCCGCGUAGAGAGAGCGGCGGAAUUCCGGGAUGAGGAAGUCUCUCGCCUCCUGGCGAUGGAGGCAGAGGGAGCUGCGAGAAAGCGAGCGGCCGCCCUGGAGGAGGACGUGCGGGAUCUGCUGGACCAGGUGGCGUGGCUCCACAAGAAGAACGCUUGCUUUGAGGAGGCUGAGCAGCUCGCCAAGGAAUGCGCACAGCAGGCCCAGCUGCCCCAGGGGACCGCGCUGAUUGGGGAGAGAUCGGAAGGCCUGCAGGUAGAGGUGAAGGACCUCCGUGAGGAGACCACUAGGCUCCAGGAAAAUGAGAAAUCAUUGAAGACUCGCACAGAGUACCUGGAGGCGGAGGUGAAGAACCCCUGUGAGCAGGCAGUGGAGCUCCGUCAGGAGAAGACUAGGCUCCAGGAAAACAAGAAAUCAUUGAAGAUGCAUGCAGAGGGCCUGGAGGCAGAGGUGAACAAACUCCGUGAGGAGACCACUAGGCUCCAGGAAAAUGAGAAAUCAUUGAAGACUCGCACUGAGAGCUUGGAGACAGAGGUGAAUAACCUCCAUGAGGAGUGCACUAAGUUCAAGGAAAACGAUAAAUCAUUGACUACUCGCACAGAGGGUCUGGAGGCGGAGGUGACGAACCUCUGCAAGGAGGCAGUGGAGCUCCGUGAGGAGAACACUAGGCUCCAGAAAAACGAGAAAUCAUUGAAGACUCGCACAGAGGGCCUGGAGGCGGAGGUGAAGAAUCUCUGCAAGGAGGCAGUGGAGCUCCGUGAGGAGAACACUAGGCUCCAGGAAAACAAGAAAUCAUUGAAGAUGCAUGCAGAGGGCCUGGAGGCAGAGGUGAACAAACUCCGUGAGGAGACCACUAGGCUCCAGGAAAAUGAGAAAUCAUUGAAGACUCACACUGAGAGCUUUGAGGCAGAGGUGAAUCACCUCAAUGAGGAGUGCACUAAGUUCAAGGAAAACGAGAAAUCAUUGACUACUCGCACAGAGGGCCUGGAGGCGGAGGUGAAGAACCUCUGCAAGGAGGCAGUGGAGCUCCGUGAGGAGAACACUAGGCUCCAGAAAAAUGAGAAAUCAUUGAAGACUCGCACUGAGGGCCUGGAGGCAGAGGUGAAGAAUCUCUGCAAGGAGGCAGUGGAGCUCCGUGAGGAGAACACUAGGCUCCAGGAAAACAAGAAAUCAUUGAAGAUGCAUGCAGAGGGCCUGGAGGCAGAGGUGAACAAACUCCGUGAGGAGACCACUAGGCUCCAAGAAAAUGAGAAAUCAUUGAAGACUCACACUGAGAGCUUUGAGGCAGAGGUGAAUCACCUCAAUGAGGAGUGCACUAAGUUCAAGGAAAACGAGAAAUCAUUGACUACUCGCACAGAGGGCCUGGAGGCGGAGGUGAAGAACCUCUGCAAGGAGGCAGUGGAGCUCCGUGAGGAGAACACUAGGCUCCAGAAAAACGAGAAAUCAUUGAAGACUCACACUGAGAGCUUGGAGGCAGAGUUGAAGAACCUCCACGAGGAGACCAUUAGGCUCCAGGAAAACGAGAAAUCAUUCAAGACUCACACAGAGGGUCUGGAGGCAGAGGUGAAUAACCUCCAUGAGGAGUGCACUAAUUUCAAGGAAAACGAGAAAUCAUUGAAGACUCACACUGAGAGCUUGGAGGCAGAGGUGAAGUACCUCAGCGAGAAGACCAUUAGGCUCCAGGAAAACGAUAAAUCAUUGACUACUCGCACAGAGGACCUGGAGGCGGAGGUAAGGAACCUCUGCAAGGAGGCAGUGGAGCUCCGUGAGGAUAACACUCGGCUCCAGAAAAACGAUAAAUCAUUGAAGACUCACACAGAGGGUCUGAAGGCAGAGGUUAAUAACCUCCGUGAGGAGAACACUCGGCUCCAGAAAAACGAGAAAUCAUUGAAGACUCGCACUGAGAGCUUGGAGGCAGAGGUGAAGUACCUCCGCGAGGAGACCAUUAGGCUCCAGGAAAACGAGAAAUCAUUGACUACUCGCACAGAGGCCCUGGACGCAGAGAUGAAGAACCUCUGCGAUGAGGCAGCGGAGCUCCGUGAGGAGAACACUAGGCUCCAGGAAAAUUCUAAAUCAUUGAAGAUGCACACAGAAUGCCUGGAGGGGGAGCUGAUGAACUUCUGCAAUGUGGACAGUGCCCAGCUGGCCUUGGCUAAAGCAGAGGCACAGCUGCAGGAGCUGCUGAGUGAGCGAGAGUUCCUCACCAGUACCAACGCGGUCCUGCGCUCGGAGCUCCGCGAGCAGGGCCAGGAGUUGGCGCGUGUCCUUGGCCACAACAACUCACGGCAGCGCAUCCACCACGUGAUGCAGAUCAAGCAGGACAACACCAGGCUCUUUGAGGAGGUUUGUGACCUCAAACAUCGCUUGGUUAAAGUCGAGGCCAAGAGCAAGCUGACGUCGCAGCCCCGGGCCAGCUUCAGGGACUCGUUCAGAAUCACUAACAAGGAGAACAACGGGGACCAGGAGCAGCACUAACAGCACCAGCAGCAGGAACAGCAGCAGUGACAACAACAGCAGCAUCCACGUGUGGUCUUGCCAUAAAAAUAUCUAACGGUAAUAAACUUACAUCGAUGGUGAUUAAUCUAGGUCAACAUGUGGGGUAAGAUAGGUGUGUGCUUGGGGUGGGUAGGAUGGGGUAAUCGGGUCCGGUG
This is a messenger RNA of Lethenteron reissneri (Far Eastern brook lamprey), 2821 nucleotides long. Its product is annotated as hyaluronan mediated motility receptor-like. NCBI's taxonomy places the organism in Eukaryota, Metazoa, Chordata, Hyperoartia, Petromyzontiformes, Petromyzontidae. Gene Ontology annotation, cellular component: microtubule organizing center; cytoplasm. Gene Ontology annotation, molecular function: dynein light intermediate chain binding; microtubule binding. Gene Ontology annotation, biological process: cytoskeleton-dependent intracellular transport; cytoplasmic microtubule organization. The record is from RefSeq and is a predicted model, not a curated record.